UAAAAUUCAUUGUCCCCGAUCCACUUUGCUCGUCGGAUCCAGUGAACAACCGGUACGAGCGGUAGAAUUAUCUAUCGACACGAAUAUAUUUUACGAACAGAAUCGUAGUCAUUUUAUCGACAUAUCUCUAUACGUAUCACGCAUAAACGUUACAGGACGAUCGACAAUUCGUACCGUCUCUCUUUCGUUGUACCAAAUCAAACGAUCGGAGUGAAACCGCUCGCACACUUUCCAUUAGUUCACUCGUCUCUGGCACUGUCGGAUAUCUCGCGCCAAAUCGAACGCUCCUACGCUCCUUCCCGCGAUCGACGUUACACGUAACAUGUUUAACGUUUAAAAAUCGCGUGACCAGAUCAAGUCACCCCGCCGGCGAAAGAAUCUUUCGACGAAGAAGCACUUGUACGAGAACGCUUACCCGUGAGACGUGUAAAGUCAGCCUACGUGUCGUUUCUUAAAUUCUCGUUAAAAACGUUGCGUUCUGUGUGAAAAUCCGCGGUCUAGCAAUGAGCCGAAGAUGCGAUGUCAGAACGCGAAAAAACAAUGCGUUUUCCCAGCAGGGGAAAUUUCCCGGUUUCCUAAUCGAUCGACGACGAGAGAGCGUAGUGCACGCGAUACAUACAUAGCGUUGCCAGGAGUUUCGUUCGGAUCCGGUCACGGUUCACGAAAGUACCGGUCGUCGAAAGAAGCCGGAGUGACCGUUCGACGAAACUGACGUCCGUCGAGAGAAGAUGCGACAAAAGAUACUCGUCCAAUUUCUUUCCCUACGCGUAAAGACGGUGGGAAGGCCGACGCGUACACGGGUACGCGGUUCAUCUCCGCCGGACUGUACGUAACAGACGACGCGCAACGAGUAAGCCUUUCGACGAGAGUCGCGAGUACGAAAUCUCAUUGUUCGUACAGAGAGAUCCGUGCACGAAUCUCGGCCGACGAGCACGGCGAGAAACGAGGCCAACACCGGUAUUCUUUUAUGCCGAUGCGUAAUUCCGAUCCGAUCUUCGCGGCGCCGCUACUUUUGCGCUCCGUUAAACGGCUUCGAAACGUUUCGUCGAUUUUGUAAUAGCUUAUCGACGACGUGCUACGGGUUGCAGACACAGACAUUUCUCACGUGUCACCGGUUCCAAAUUAUCAGCACGAUGCGCGUGUAUGUGCGGUGACCGAAAUGCGGACGAUCCAGAACAACCGAAUUCGACGCGUAGAACUCCAAGUCCGACGAUCGAUAUCGAUCGACGUCGAAUGGAUCGUCGGGCGAAAAACAAUUUUUGAAAGAGCAGAUCGAAGGUCGGACGAUGUUCAUGACCGCUUCGAUCUCUCUUCGCGAACUUUCGUUCUCUCUGUGCAUGAAUAAAACAUUGUCCCGAUCGGACGGUAAUGAUCGAGAACGAUGCGAGACGUCGCGUCGUCGACGAGAGAGAUGGAUACGUAGAAUUAACGAUGAUCGAGGAACACAAUGCAGCUGAGCUCGCGUUCGAAUCGUGCUUCCUGGUUUCACUCGAUUGUCGUUGAAAACAGUACGGAAGGAAGACGCGUUCAUGCUCUGUUUCAGCGGCUCGAAUUCACUGAGUUUCUACAGGAUACAAGUACUCCGGUCUUCGGGAGAUAUUUUAAUGAUCCCGGCACACAGAGAGCAAUGUCACUUUUCGAGAUAUCGGCUGUACUGUUGGUGGCUCUCUCGACGAUCGCUCACGCUCGCACGGACAUCGGUAACUGGGAAGCUUGUGGUGGACGAUUGGAGCGGGCCCUGGACGCGCUCCACAGGGAAUCGAGUAGGAGGAACAGACUGGAAGAACAGGAGGCAGGCACGUUCUAUCAGCAGGAGCUCCGUUCAGCGCCACUUGACAUGUCGGUCUCGCGGAUCGCUGUUAAACUUCCGCAGGGGGCCAGAGACACCGGGAGUCCAUGGGCAAGGGUCGAGAAAUGCGUUUACGAGCCCGGGAACGACUCGCUUCGAACUCGAGUGACCUUCAACGAUCUGUCCGUCUCCGGUCUGAUCUCGUUGAUGCCACGGGAUCAUCAGCCACCGAUACCAGCCGAGUCCUGUAGGAUGACGUUGAGACUGAGACGUGCGGGGGUCGAUUUCCUCACAAGUCCGAUCGCUCGCGGCAGGGGACAGAUGCGCAUCAGAACGGAGUCCAGUUUUCUGGAGCCGAGGUUCGCCUCCAUUUACGCUUACGGUUGCCACCCGACUCGCUCGGACAAACAGAUCAAGAGACAGGAUAAAUGGCCACCGUUUUAUCCACCUCGGGACGAGUACACGGUGUUGCCGGUGACAUCCGACGGACGGUACGAAGCAGCGGAACCGCGGCAGCUCGCGGGCAUUUCGAAGGAAGUGGACGUCGUAAUUCCGGACGAAAGUCAUCAGCCCCGGAGUUUCCCGAGCUCUUCGACCGCGAAGCUGGGCAUUUGGCGGAAAAACGUUUGGCUGACGAAGAACGCGCCACGGGAGAAGCGAGACAUCGUCGAGUUCGACGUCGACAGCUUUCUAGGAUCUUUCGAAAACGGCCGGGAAGUCGACGAUCGUCCGGCGAGGGUCGCGAGAUCGCCGGAAACGAUCUCGUCGCAAAAUCUCGCUAUCGCGUCGACGAGUAAGCAGGCAAACGGGAACGGAACCGGGAAUUGUACCGAGCGACACGGGCAAAACGGCUUGAACAACGUGACGAACAUCGUUCUAGGCGACUCGAACAAUGGCGAGGUGAAGGUGAACGUUAAGAGGGACUAUCCGAUAACGGAGAACGACGCACCGAGAGAGAUGAGACGUCUGUACGUCGAUGAAACGUUGGACAACGUUUUUCCCGUCGACACGGACAGCGACGGUCGAAGCUGGCAGUCGAAGGAACACAUCGCCAAAGAGAUGGAAGAUGUGUUUUUACGAGGCGCCAGCCAAGCCUUGACCCGAUACAUCGAGAGGCAGCUGCAUCCUGCUAUCAAAGAGACUCUGAUGAUCUCGAUGGGAUACACGAUAAGUUACGGAUAACGGAUGCCUCGUCUUCUCGUCCCGGUCGUUCGCUCGAGAUAGAUGAUUAGGUUCAUGAAUAAAUUACUUUACAAGGUUUAAAUGUACGAAACGCUGUCGAGUAAAAAGUU
Messenger RNA from Ceratina calcarata, 3081 nucleotides. RefSeq lists its product as uncharacterized. The record is from RefSeq and is a predicted model, not a curated record. Lineage: Eukaryota; Metazoa; Arthropoda; Insecta; Hymenoptera; Apidae. Bases 1448 to 2971 code for a protein of 507 amino acids. The transcript has 4 exons.